Molecule: messenger RNA, 2066 nt
Organism: Brassica napus (rape)
Lineage: Eukaryota; Viridiplantae; Streptophyta; Magnoliopsida; Brassicales; Brassicaceae
Product: glucan endo-1,3-beta-glucosidase 14
Exons: 6
Coding region: 178-1857 (559 amino acids)
Biological process (GO): carbohydrate metabolic process
Cellular component (GO): plasma membrane
Molecular function (GO): DNA binding; hydrolase activity, hydrolyzing O-glycosyl compounds
Source: RefSeq, a predicted model, not a curated record
GUUAGUUUUGAAAUGUGUGUUACCAAAGUGACUUUAUCAUCCAUGCUCCUUUCUUCGGUUCCGACAAGUCCUAAAGCUAUGUGUUUAUACAACACACCCAACUAACCACCAAACACACAACAAAUCCCUAAUUUUUCCAACCGUCUGUCUGUCUUCUCCGUGGGAUUGCAAAACAAAAUGGGUACAGAAGAGGAAAGUGUAUCUGUGGAGCUACCAGCACCUUCUUCAUGGAAAAAACUGUUUUUUCCAAACAAAGUGGGAUCAGUGAAGAAAACAGAGAUUGUGUUUGUUGCUCCAACGGGUGAAGAGAUCAGUAACAGGAAGCAGCUGGACCAGUACCUCAAAUCUCACCCUGGAAACCCUUCAAUCACUGAGUUUGAUUGGACCACCAGUGGGACGCCUAGGAGAUCUGCAAGGAUCAGUGAUAAGAAGACUAAGUCAACUCCCUCUCCAGAUAAAGAGCCGCCUAAGAAGCGAGGUAGAACUAAAUCUUCAGGAUCAAAGAAAGAUGCAGAAGAAGAAGGUGAGAAACCAGAGGAUACUGAGAUGUCUCCUCUUAAGGGAACGGAGGAGAGUGUAACUGUUAAGGAUGGCUCUGGUGAAACAAAAGACGACAUGGUUGCAGAGAAGACUCCUGUUCAAGAAGCUGUUGGUGAGUCGAUGAAGGAGCAAACACCGGAUCUAGUUGGAGAGAGUAGUAAGGAGAGAGUGGAGUCUCAGACAGACAAAGAAGAGGAGACUGGCUCGGUCGUCGCUUCACAAACGGCCGUGGCAUUCAUUGGAACAUACGGUGUAAACUACGGUCGCAUAGCCGACAACCUCCCAUCUCCUGAAUCAGUAGCAACUCUCCUUAAAUCAGCAAAGAUCAGAAACAUACGUAUCUACGACGCUGAUCACUCCGUCCUCACGGCCUUCCGUAACACCGGGAUAGAGAUCAUCGUUGGCCUAGGCAAUGAGUUUCUCAAGGACAUUAGCGUUGCGGAAGACCGAGCCAUGACUUGGGUUAAAGAAAACGUCGAGCCUUUCAUACGAGGUGGUACUAGAAUUAGCGGUAUAGCCGUGGGAAACGAGAUUUUAGGUGGCACCACUAUCGAGCUUUGGGAAGUUCUUUUACCUGCGGCCAAGAACGUUUACUACGCUCUUCGCCGUCUCGGACUUCACAAUAUGGUCGAGGUGUCGAGUCCACACUCGGAAGCGGUGUUUCAGAACUCGUAUCCACCGUCAUCAUGCACGUUCAGGGACGAUGUGGCGCCGUUUAUGAAGCCGUUGUUAACAUUUUUCUGGCAAAUUGGGUCGCCGUUCUACAUUAACGCUUACCCUUUUCUAGCUUAUAAAUCUGAUUCAAAGGAAAUUGACCUUAACUACGCCAUCUUCGAGCAUACCAAAGGCAUAUACGACCCCAAAACUAAGCUUCAUUACGAUAACAUGUUCGAUGCUAUGGUCGAUGCUUCUUAUGCUGCUCUCGAAAAAGCUGGCUUCCCAAAAGUGCAGGUCAUUGUUUCGGAGACAGGGUGGGCAUCAAAAGGCGACCCAGAUGAAGCCGGAGCAUCGGUGAAGAACGCGAGAACAUACAAUCGGAAUCUUAAAAAACGACUAAAGAAGAGAAAAGGCACACCGUACAGACCAAACAUGGCGGUGAAAGCUUACGUGUUUGCUCUAUUCAACGAGAAUCUGAAGCCGGGUCCCACUUCCGAGAGGAACUUUGGUCUUUUCAAACCCGACGGUAGUAUUGCCUACGACAUUGGUUUCAAGGGACUCAAGGACUCUUCUGCCACACGGUGUGGGUUUGGGACGUCCUUGAACGCUCUUGUUUCCGCUUGUGUUGUUAUGUUUCUUCUUCUUCACCGUUUCGUGUGAGUGUUGUGGUUUUCGAUGAUUUAAAUUGACCCCUUUGGUUUAUGUAUAUGUAUUAAAUCUAACCCCGUAAUUCUUGAUUUGUUUGUGAUUAAUCACUUCUUAAGUUUUAAGCGUUACAUUGUUAUCAUAAGAACUUAUUUUUAUCUUUGUGUUUAUAUUGGAGUGUAUGGUUUAGAAAACUUGAAAUGAUAGUUUUUUUUAUACAAGCU